Ilyonectria robusta is the source of this 1290-nucleotide messenger RNA. RefSeq names its product ATP11 protein-domain-containing protein. NCBI's taxonomy places the organism in Eukaryota, Fungi, Ascomycota, Sordariomycetes, Hypocreales, Nectriaceae. The coding region runs from base 143 to 1117 and encodes 324 amino acids. The transcript has a single exon. Gene Ontology annotation, biological process: mitochondrial proton-transporting ATP synthase complex assembly. The record is from RefSeq and is a predicted model, not a curated record. Gene Ontology annotation, cellular component: mitochondrion.
CCUGUCUCCAACUGUCAGUGGCUGAAUCUUUUAAAGAUUGCAACUUCGCCUUUGCGUUCGUCGGUCCAACUCUUCUGACUUCACCAACAACCUACGCUGGAAUCGUCCGCGGACGGUCCCUAAUACCAAUUCGUCUGUCACAAUGGCCUCGCUCAGGAUACCCGCAUUGCGGCACCUCGCAGCAUCUCCCCUCCGCGCCACCCGCGUCCUCAACCAGCGUCGAUGGGCCCAGGUCCACGACAUCCGCUUUCUCGCUACGACCCGACCUGCCCAGGCAAUCCUCGACAAGUACCGGGCUAAACUCGACCAAAAGGCAAAGACCGAGGGCCUCUCCAGCAUUGACGAGCUCAAGGCUGCCUAUGCCGACAAGAUCGAGGCCGAGCGCCUCAAGAACGCCAUUGAGGACCCCGUCAUCCCUCAAGCACCCGAGACGCCCGUCGCCCAACCCAAUGCCGACAACACACCUAUAACGAAUACUCGCGAGCCCCCGAAGGCCCCUCCGACCGGCGGCGACAAGGCUGCGCUCAAGGCUCUCAACGAUAUCAUUGACCUGGAGAAGACUCGUGAGCUACCGGACAAGGAGCUCACAGCGAUCUGGCGCUUACGGCACGCCUCAUCCCCCCAGAACAUAUGUGCCGUUGUCCCCGCCUCCGCAUACAAGGCCAUGGAAGAGGCCGCGCGGACAUCUCCUCAAUUCGUUCUCCCCGUCCCUCAUCCGACACAGGGUGCCGAAAUCCACUUCCUCCAGUGGACCUUUGACGCCUCCUCCAAGACCAGCACCGUCCUCUUCACCCAGCUGGCCGAAUACAAGACCCGAGGCGAGUUCGCACAGCCGCACACCACUAUCACACACCACUUGGACCUAGCCGACGAGAGGGGACUGGUUUUGAUGCAGGGUCAGGUCGUCGACGGCCGCGGCGUCAAGCCCGAGGAGGCGAAGUGGCUUGUCAUGUGCCUGCAGCGAUUCUACGGCGGCUGGGAAAGCGAAGCUGUUGAACUUGAUGGCGAGCGCAAAGCGAGGGCCGAGGAGCGUGCCAAGUUGUUGCAGUGGUUUGCCGCUGGCGAUUCCAGAUUCAGCCUGGACAAGCUGAUGGAGGAGGCUGAGCGCAUGGGUUAAAACAAGCGGAAAUUAUGAUGGGUAGACCUCAAUGGUGUAAAAUCAGGUAUUAACUGGUUGGGUUCAUGGAACGCAGUCGUGGAUAAGGGGAUAGAAGCAUGACUAGAUAUACACAUGCAUGUAGGAUUACCGGAUAUACGAAGUAUGUACAAAGACCAUCACGAUAUCUCCCA